AGCCCGGCCCAGCGGGUUGGCGGAGCGGUGGCGGCUGGCGGAGGCUGCAGCCGAGGCAGCAGAGGGCGCUCAAGGGCAGGGCAGCCGAAGGCGGCGCGGGGUGGAAAGGGGGGUUCGGGGAUGGGGAAAGACCCAACCGCCCGCUCUCGGCUCAUCUCCCUGAUGGCGGAGGCCCCGCGCUCUAUGGCUGCUCCCAAUGGCUUGUCUGGCCUGCGGUUCCGGCUGCCUCGCUGGCCUGGGAGGACCAGAUACUCGCGCCGGCUCUGUGGCGGGAGGGGCAGCGAGCCUAUCUCCUCGGAGUCAAGAGGCGGCGACCGCACACGUGGGCACAGCCCUGCCCGGAGCAGCCUGAGCUCCCAUGCCACCGGCGGCGUCCAACCACCCCGCAGCUCAUUGACAUGGGCACAGGCCGAGUGCCCUCAGCGCCUGACUGGCUCCCAGGUGUGUGGCACGACGCCUCUCUGAGGUAGCCCCGCCCCGUGGACACGCCCCACCGGUUAGACGCAUCUCUCAGAGCCGCAGCCGCGCGCCUGCCUUAGGGCAGCCAGUUGCUGAUAGGCACGGGGAGCCGCUGAGCCUCCGGAAGGCACCUGCCCUGGCUGCAGGGGGCUGGCAUGGCGGGUGCAUAGCCCCGUGUGCAGGCAGGGCCCCUGGGCUGGGCGUUUGGGUGCAGUGGCAUCAUAUAUUGCUGUUGCUCAAGUCUGCCUUCCAUUAGCAAUUGCCUCCUCUCUCGGCCACCUGGUGACUUUGAACAGUGAAAACCGAUUUGUGUAUGGUGCUUCAGAUGGGCUAACUGCCCAACGCUGAGGAAAAUUAUGAGUGAAAUUGGUAAAAAAAAAUCAUAUAGCAAAUUUGAUGAAAAUUGGGAGUAGGUUAAGUAGGGGUCCUUGGGGUGCUGGAACAGUUUUUAUGGGGGGGGGAUGCUGAUGGAAACAAUGUAUUUGGUGUUUGUUAUGACUACUUCAAGCCAGGGGGUGCGGUAGCACCCUUAGUUCCAGCACCACUGAGAUGGUCAAAAAGCCACAAUUCCAAAUCAGGCCAACUUUGGUUAAAAGCCCAUAGUGGUUAAAAAGCAAUGUGAGGGUGUAAUCCCCACACCUCCUGGGUGUGUGUUCUGUCCCAUCUAGUGGCACUGAGACCACUUAGAGAGAGAGAGAUGCUCCAGAGACCCCGGGUUUGAUUCUGCCCCUCCCCAACAACUGGGGUCUGUCAGCACUACAAGUGGGGGUGUGGUUAGGCGGUGUGGUGCCCCACCACCCUGCAGAGGGAAGAACCUCCCCAGACAUCAAAGUGGGCGGAGCCAGUGGAUCCUGCGCCCGCCCCCCGGUGGUCAAGGCGCAGGACAGGAAGUAGAAAAGCCCAACCCUGGAGCUCAGUUGGGCGACAGCAGGAGAGGCCAGACGCCUGUGGCCUGGCUCCGGCUUGGGAGACCCCAGCAAGCCGCGGCCAACCCGGACCGGCCAAUGCCUGAUGCUGACCGACACCCAGAGGAGCUACCGAGCCUACCCCUUGCCAGCUACCCAGAGGAGCCCAUGGUGCUGGAACCCUCCGAGGAUGCCACCCUGACCCAGGGUCAAAGUUAAUGAUCCCAUGGCAACUGAUGUUUCUAAUAGUCCAAGUCUGUGACUUCACCCAGACAUCAUUCAGUUCUGGCAAGCGGAGUGAACUUAGGAUGUCAGCCAAGACUUUCUGGGGGAUUCUUGCUCUGCUCCGAAUUUUCUGGUGCCUUCUUCCUCAGACAGGUUACCUUCAUCCUGAUGAAUUCUUCCAAUCACCUGAGGUCAUGGCAGGAGAUAUUUUAGACCUACAAGUCUAUUAUCCCUGGGAAUUCCUUUCCAGUUCUCCUUGUAGAACCGUUGUGUUCCCAUUAAUUACAUCUGGCUUUACCUACUGGAUGAUCAAGUCUUUGCAACAGCUGGGCAUGUGGCCAAAUGGCAUCAACAGCUACACCCUUCUUGUGUCACCUCGUCUUCUCCUCACCACCUUUUCUUUCAUACUAGACUAUAGCGUGUAUCGGCUAGCUCCUUUCUGGGGUGCAGAUCAGUGGAAUGCCCUGGUUCUGCUUGCUGGGUCCUAUGUCACACUAGUAUUUUACACAAGAACAUUUACCAACACACUUGAAGGACUUCUGUUUGCCCUGCUGAUGGUACUAGUAUCUCCAAAAGCAGUUGGUUAUGGAACAGCACCUAAGUCAGACAUCAGCCAGGUGAAACCUACCAGUAGCAGUCUCAUAGGGAUUAUAACAGUUGCUGGGUUUUUCAACAGGCCAACUUUUCUGGCAUUUGCUUUAAUGCCACUGCUUUACUGGACAGUUUUAAAUGCCACUUCUCAGCACAGCAUUAAAACUAUUGCAAACCACCUCUUGAAGCUUGUUUCAAGCACAGCUUUCACUGCCAUCAUCUUCACAGCAGCUGACACAUUAUAUUUUACCUCCAUUGGAUCAGAGAUUAGCCUAUACAGCAUUAAAAAGAAUGGCCUGUUAAGCACCAUAGCUCAAAUAAAUCAGAAAGUAAUAGUGACCCCUUUUAAUUUUCUCCGCUAUAACCUUAAUCCCCAUAAUCUUGCACAGCAUGGGAUUCAUCCACGAUUUACUCAUUUUGUAGUCAAUGGGAUAAUGCUCUUUGGGAUCCUACACAUUCUGGCCAUCAGUGUUGGUUUAGAAAUGCUGAAAAUAAACAUCCAUCAAUUAUCAUGGAUCAGACUACAUAAUCAUAGGCCACCUACAAUGUUGGUGCUUGCCAAGGGCAAUCCAACAUUAUUAUCAUUCUAUUUUGUUCCUUUGGCAUUCCUUUCCCUGUUCAGCCACCAAGAACCUCGAUUCCUCAUUCCUCUUAUUUUACCACUAGUUCUAUUGAUCACACAGCAGAAUAGAACCCUGAAGUGGAAACCCAUCAUUAUUAUUUUCAAUGUUCUUGGUGCCCUUUUAUUUGGGUGCUUACACCAGGGAGGGCUGAUCCCAUGCCUGUCUCAUUUAGAACAGCUCAUACAUUCUCCAGAAUCCCUGAACCAUCCAACACACUAUACUCUACUCUUUGCUCAUACCUAUAUGCCUCCCAGGUUUCUGCUCAGUAUCAAUAAGAGAGACCCACUAGUAGAAAUAAUUGAUAUGGCUGGAACUGAAGAAAACACCCUCUGCCAAAUGCUGGGACAAUUAGCAAACAACAUUGCUUGUGGGACUAGAGAGACUGAUAAAGAAAGAACUUGUAAUUUUUUUGUUAUAACCCCCGGUACAGUCAGAACAACAAUACAAAAAUGUGGGGUUUUGUUCAAGAAUGAGACAUUAAUAUUUCCACACUUGACAAUGGAAGAUCCACCACAAAUAUCCUUUCUAUUCAGUGAAAAAUGGAGAAGUCAGUUAGGACUAUACAUCCUUCAGAUAGACAGAAAUGAUCAGAGCUUUUAGUUAUUUUAGUUAUUAGUUUUAGUUAUGUUUCACUUUUUAAUUUUAUUUAGUUCUGGUGAAAGUUGCUGGAUCAACAGUUCUGGAGAUUGACACUCUCUCACUUUAUUCACAGACACAAGUACAGCACAAACAGUGGGAGUGCAAACUUCCCCAUAUUGUCCCCCCACUAUUACCUUCACCGGUGUUCCUCAGCCCUGUUCUGGAUGGAUGCUAUCUAAGUGUGAGCUCGUUCGAUCUCCAGCAUCGUUUUAACAUUGUUUGCUGCUGAGAGAGGAGAAAAUCAGAGAAAAAAAGCUGAAGUUCUCUCCACAAAACUUUCCAGAUAGUUUUGGAUCAGUUCUUCUCGUGUCAGGUGUAUUGUUUUGUUUUUUUGAUUUUUUUUAUUGUGUCUCUUUUGGAUUAUACUUUAUUUAUAUGUAUUAAUGCUGCAGCUAAGCAUUCAGGGUCUCCUCCUAGUAGUUACAGCAGGCUCCAGUCAUGAUAUACAAUUCAUCUUUACAAGCACCUCAGUUACAGGAUGGUGCAUGAUCAGAUAUAUCCUCUCAAGGGACUGUAUCAUGUCCUUGAAAAGGGAGUGGGAUUAGUUUCAUUGUCUAGUAAUGUCUAAUGUUUUAUCACUAGCAAGUCAGAUCCUAGGAAUGGAAGACCCAGGUUCAAUCCCAAAACUAGCCACUGCUUAGUCUUAAUGUUCAUUUAGCUUUUCUUGCUACAAGGCUAUUUAUUUGUGGAAACAGUAUAUUUUAAAUUGCCUUUCUAUUUGGAGUGGAUCUGAACCUGGAUUCACAGAUCCCUGAACUACAGUGGGGAAUUGCAGAAGUUGAACCAAGAUCUGGAUAGAAAUUUCACUGGUGACCCCUUUGGAUAUAGGAGUUUGGUUCUGGCCAUUAUGGACAAACACUUCCAGACUUUGGGGAAAUAUUAAUCCUGAUCCAAACCUUAUAUGUCAAGCCUGUCUCUUUCAGAUGAACCUGCCAAUGAUAAAUGGGACCUGUUCAAAUGCCGGUCAUACUACACGAUGGGCAUGGUACAUAAAGUUGCAAGUCUUAAAUGCCAAUUUUACAAGCAGACCAAAUAAUAGACUAUGAAGUUAGUUUAUGGGGCCAAGUUAUAAAGGGAAAUCAAGACCAAGUCCCAGUAUGAAGAAUUUAUCGUUUGCCAAAUUUCACAGAAAUUUCACAGAAGACUAUGUCCAGACUUGGCAUUCUGAUCAAUGUAAAUAGUUUUUGUUCUCGGCAAAGCACUUUAUGCUAGGGGGAAAAGUUGUUUUUCCUAAUUGUGGAAAUGCAUGUAGGUUAUGUGUGUUUGUUUGCUUUGCUGUUUUAUGUAACAUUAGAAGAAGUUAUGAAAACACCUUGAUACUAUACCAAAUGUAUUUUUCAGGUUAAUUAUCUUGUUUUCUAUGCUGCUACAUAUUUCUGGAAAGAAUCUUGUUCCAUACAUUUUGUAUCAUGGGGCGGGGAGUGUUGUACUGACUUUUCUGAACCAUGUUUAAUAUUUCAGACCUUCCUUGGUGUUCAUAGCAGAAUUUAGUGAAGUCUCUUCAUAAAGAAUUGUACUUCUUUUCUAUAUCUUGGAGUGUAUAUAACCUCCAUCACUGUAAUAACUGAAAGCCUUAUAACUCUCACUGAUGUAGUGAACUAUUAUUCUCUAUGGUACACUGAGAUCAUGUGGCUUUUCUAUGGUCACAGAGGCAGUCUGUGGCAGAUCCAAGAACAGAACCUGGCUCUCCUGAGUGCUAGUCCAUCUCCUUAAUUUCAAACCCAUCUUUCCUCCAAUUCUCCAUUCUUUGCAUACCUAAAAUGCCUACUGACAUCAAGUGGAGUUUUUAGGUGUGCAAAGGAUGCACUACGAGCCUCUAUGUGUGUCAGAUUUAAUCUUAUCAUUUCAAUAGCAUUCUUCAUCUCAAGCAUACAAAAUGAUACACAAAUUAUGUGUAUACACAGGAAAUUCAGCUGCUACUGUAAUGGACCAUGAUUACUCUUCAGCACACAGCAACAUUACACAAAUUAAAAACAGGCAGUGAGAAAUACCAUAUCCAACUGAAACUGCCUGGGGGGAAAUGAGGUUAAUAUACCUCUGUAUUAUGAUGUAUUGCCCAUUAAGAUAGUAACCAUUUUAUAUAAUUCUUUCAAAUAGCACAUUCUGAGAGCUAUUUUAAUACUGAAGUUUCUUUCUGCCCCCACCACACCAAUUGUAAAGUUCUUUGAGAUCUUCAGAUGAAAGGGGCACUAUAAAUGCAAAGUAUUACUAUUGUACAUAAGAUGCCUGCUGUGACAGGUAUUGCAAUUUACUACAAUAUCUUUGAGAGAUCUUGCUGUUUUAAGUAUAUUGUGACGGGGCAAGGCCAGAUGACUAUAGUAAAGUAGUGAGGAACAGGUAUGUUGGCCCCAGGCUAAACAAAUCCCUGGUACCAUGGGACACCUGAAGCCAAUCAAGGGCUAGCUGGAACUAGUUAAAAGCCUCCCAGUUAGUCAGUGAAGCGUGCGUGACAGAAGCUGUAGGAGGGAAGCUGUGCUGUUGGAGGAACUAAGCAGUACAAAUCCAUAUCAGGCGCAGGGAAGGAAGCCCUGAGGUAACGGUGAAGGAGAUAUUGAGUGGGGGCUGCUGUGGGGAAGUGGCCCAGGGAAUUUUACACAUCCUAUUUCCAAAAAGUCAGUUACCAUAGCUUCUACUAUUAGGGUCCCUGGGCUGGAGCCCAGAGUAGAGGGCUCCCCCCUCCCUUCCUUGAUUAAUCACUGAGACUGGGAGACAACAGAGACACUGCGAGGAGGGGUUGCUUCUCCUCACCGCCCUUGCUGGCUUAUGAUGAAAAUGGCUUAGUAAGCUGUGACCCUUGCCUCUAGAGAGAGAGAAGGGCUUCCUGGAGGGUCACAGUGAGCCCCUGAGGCUAGCCAAAUCUGCCAGGAAAUGUGGGACCCACGGAGACAAGGACAGCGCUUUGUCACAAUAUGUAACAUUGUGGGCAAGGCACUGUAUGUAAUUCCAUGGGGGUGGGCGAACACAGCUUCUCCAGGAACUAAGAACAGUGGGGGUGAUUUGGAAAAUUUACUCAGGUUGUAACCUCUCCAGAGUUACCACCACUAGGAGAGGCUCCUACAUACUGUUUCAAGCUGGAUUCUCUAGAGACCAACAGACAAAGAGUGGACUUUUAGAUAAAUAGCCUGAAUUUAAACUGACUCAGGGCCUUCUUUCUGAUCCAACAAACUGACAGGACCCUCUGUCCCAGAGGAUCCCGAAUCCUUCCUGGGAGGGUUGGAAGAUCUUUGGUAUACUUAGGCUCUAUAAGACUGAUGGAGGACAUUUGCUAAGCUUUUAGCAUGCAUAUAGGACCUUUUAUUGUUUUUAAUAUGUUUUCUCUGUAAUGCUUUCAACUUAUGAAUAAAUGUGCUUGCUUGUAAAGGGCUGCAUGGUAAUGCAUAACUACUGGCAAUUACAGCUGUUCAUAGCUUUCAAAGAGAAAGCAAAGCGCAGACACUGGCCUAUUUAGGCAGUCUGGCUUGCUGAGAAUAUCACAGUGUAUGCAGGGGAACUGUGCAACCUGGAAAAAACCCUGGUCAGGAGGGAGAAAAAUACAGCUCUCUGCCCAAGAGAGGUGAUAGCUCAGGAGUCACAAGCUUAGAUUGGGUGCCACAGAAGGGAGGUACAGGUACAGUUGCCCUGAAUGGUGACACAUGCUUCUUCAGAAAAUAAAGCAGGAACUGCUCAAUUAAGUUCAAUGUAGGAUAACUGAGAGGAAAAUUCUGCCCUAUUUAUGUUCUUAUACUGUGAACUGGACAUGGCACAGCAUAACCUGCUCAGUCUUGUGCCUGAAGGUUAUGAUUGUGGGGAAAGUACAGUUGCAUUCUGCCAAUAAAUUGCAUAUCUUAUUUUAUGCUUUCAUGCAUAUUGUGGGGAUAAUUAUGAAAAUAAAAGAAUUAAAGUUAGCUUAAGUCUGGUUAAGCAAAUAAUAUAUUUGCUUUAUGUUUGUGGCUAGUAAGGAAAAGGCCCCAGUCAGCAAGUAAAAGAAGGCCAUGAGAAUAAUAAGUAGUAUUACUUAUUGCCUGUAGUGUGGGAAGGAUGUUUGGUUCAAAAAGUAACCAAUAAAAUAAAGAGCUACAGUAACAAACAAACGAAAACGGUCUUAAAAGAAACAAGCAUGAACCUUCCCACCGUUCUGCUGAUAAGCAAGGAAUGGGGAGGAGAUAAGAAGGGAAGCCCUUGGAGGAAGGAAAAUAGCAAGGAUAUACUGCUUCAAAUGGGAUUUUUGCUCAAGAUAGAAAAUUAGCUGAAGGAUAUAAAGAGAGCCAUGAAUCUGAAGGUUGUGAGACACUGUCUGAUCAUGCUGGAGCACACUAGGAUUAGAGGGUUUUUACUUAGGUCUGGUCUGUCUGUAAGUAAGUAUACUGAUCAGAUGCUUACAACUACUUUGUUACUGUACUGGGAUGUAGUGACUGCUUAUUUUUAGGUUGUUAGGCAUGUUUAGAGCAAUUGUAUAAAAUACCAUUUGGCCUUUGGACUUAAUAAAGGAAUUAUGGUUAAAUUAA
Molecule: messenger RNA, 7926 nt
Organism: Caretta caretta (loggerhead turtle)
Lineage: Eukaryota; Metazoa; Chordata; Testudines; Cheloniidae
Gene: PIGZ
Product: phosphatidylinositol glycan anchor biosynthesis class Z
Biological process (GO): GPI anchor biosynthetic process
Cellular component (GO): endoplasmic reticulum membrane
Molecular function (GO): alpha-1,2-mannosyltransferase activity
Source: RefSeq, a predicted model, not a curated record